UUACUUUUUACUCCCUCUUUCCCUCCAUCGCAAGUUCGCAACCACCAUUCUCUCUCUCUCUCUCUCUCUCUCUCUCUCUCUCUCUGCCAUAUAAUCGAUUGCAGACUCUCCACGCCUGCUGGAAUGUGCCAUCGUCGAAGCUCGAAAAGCUGGAAAUAUCAACUUUUCGCCUAGUUCUGUUCCAGCUUUAUUCAGCAAAGGAGCACAUAGGAAUCGAUUGGUACUCGAGAGUACUCUCACAGUUCUCUAAUCUUUUUUUCUUCUGGAGUGUUAUCUGCAGCUUCCUUUAACUCGUUCCUUGUUAUUCCCGAUACCUAUCGUGUUAGUGCUAUUGCAUUUCUGGUUUCGGAUGAGUACUAGCUGAAGAAAUCGAGGUUCACGGAGUUGAGUUGUACGUUGAUUUCUAACUACACCCGGGUGAGGAGAGGAGUUGGGAAGUUCAGAUCUGCUGAAGAACUGUUGAAACUCUGAAGCUUUUCGAUUUUCUGGAGUUCUUCUUUUUGCUCUAUUAAUUUUGACAUUUAAGGGAGAUUCGUUUGGUUUAACCAAUGUAAUGGGAUUCGGGAAGCUUAGAGCAGAUUUACGGACAAAAAACGUCAUCUAAGCAGCUUUGACAGCUUCAAUUUUUUAAAUUGGACAGAGAUUUCUAGUUUCUGCCUUUGGUUCUCGGUGAUUCACGCUAUUACGCGGAUCUCGGAGAGGAAAUACUCCCUUCUAAUCUUUUUCAAGCUAUUCCGAGAUUUUCGGGUUUUGCUGGAUGCGCGCAGAUCCGCGGAGCAACUUUGGUGAAAAGUUGAGGUGCUUCAGAUCUCUGAUCUUCUUGCGGCAAAAGAAGCGGCAAUGGUUGCAGAACCUUGGAUUUUAAAGAUGGGGAACCAGGUAAGUAACAAUCUCAAGCACGCUCUUUUGCUCGAGGCUUCCAAGAAAAAGAACGCCAAAAGACCAGACCAACCAAAAGAGACCAUUGGCAUUCUUUCCUUCGAAGUCGCGAACGUCAUUUCUAAAACCGUUCAUCUUCACAAAUCCCUAACCGACCCCGAGAUGUUCAAGCUCAAAAACGAGAUCUUGAAGUCCGAGGGGGUCACGAAGCUGGUGUCCUCUGACGAGUCUUACCUUCUCGAGCUCGCUCUCGCUGAGAAGCUCGACGACCUGAACCGUGUUGCUGCUGUUGUUUCUAGGCUAGGGAAAAGGUGUACUGAGCCUGCGUUGCAGGGCUUCGAACACGUUUACUCUGAUAUCAUUACGGGGGUAAUCGAUGUGAGGGAGCUGGGGUUCCUGGUGAGGGAUAUGGACGGGAUGAUAAGGAAGAUGGAGAGAUACGUGAGCUCCACUUCGAAUCUCUACAGCGAAAUGGAGGUUUUGAAUGAGUUGGAGCAGGCAACCAAGAAGUUCCAACAGAAUCAGCACGAGGAGAGUCGCCGGGCCUUUGAGCAGAAGGUAAUCUGGCAAAGGCAGGAUGUGAGGCAUCUCAGGGAUGUUUCACUGUGGAACCAGACAUAUGAUAAGAUUGUUGCUCUGUUAGCGAGAACGGUUUGUACCAUCUAUGCUAGGCUCUGCAUUGUUUUUGGAGACUCUGUUUCGAGGCUAGAUUUUUCCGGCCUUUCUAUUUCAGGAUCAGACGCUUCUUCUGCAGGAGAAAGUUCAUCUCCCGUUCAGGAUGAAAGCAGGGCGGUUUCCGGUCAGAUUGAUGGUAACCAUCAUUUCCAGACGGUCUCAGGGCCAUUGAGAUCGGCUUCAAGAAAGGCUCAUACAUAUAACUCAGGACCACUUGACAGAGGUAAAGUCGAGAGGACCACCUCUAGGUCUGGAUUGGCAAUGCAGAGAAAUGACAUGACUUCAUUUCGUCCUGAUGAUUUUAAUCUUCCUCCAUGUGGAGCUAGCCCCGGGAGACUUUUCAUGGACUGCCUUAGCUUGAGCAGUUCAGCUUCAAGGAUUGAUGAUGACUUAGAAUAUGGAGACCAUUAUAGUCGAACUUCGGGUUGUUGCAGCAUCGCAAAUGGGUUUAGUAGAGAGCUCCCGCAUUCAUCUGGUUGCUCUAAUAGGGUUGAGUUGAGCGUUCCUUUCAGUGGGGAUCAACGACAAUCCAAGUGUAGCACAAUUAACAGCAGGUCACGGUUUGGCCCCAAAAGUAGAUUACUGUUACACGCCCCUCCAUCCACUAUUGGGGGUUCUGCUCUUGCUUUGCAUUAUGCAAAUGUCAUAAUUGUUAUUGAGAAGCUGCUUCGCUAUCCACAUUUAGUUGGUGAGGAGGYUAGAGAUGAUUUAUACCAGAUGUUACCAACGAGCUUAAGAAUGUCUCUGAGAACAAAUCUCAAGUCUUAUGUCAAGAACCUUGCUAUAUAUGAUGCUCCUCUUGCCCAUGAUUGGAAGGAGACGCUAGAUAAGAUACUCGCAUGGCUUGCACCACUGGCACAUAAUAUGAUCAGGUGGCAGACGGAACGUAAUUUUGAGCAACAGCAAAUUGUUACUAGGACAAAUGUUCUUCUGCUUCAGACAUUGUAUUUUGCGGAUAGGGGAAAGACAGAGGCAGCUAUCUGUGAGCUUCUUGUGGGGUUGAAUUACAUAUGCCGCUACGAGCAUCAACAGAAUGCCUUGUUGGACUGUGCAAGCAGUUUUGAUUUUGAUGAUUGUGUAGACUGGCAAUUUCCCUAUUGAAGGUCUUAUAUUCGGAGACCCAUUAUACUUGUAUGCAAACAGGACUUGAACAUGAAAUGGAUACAGAUGUUGGCACUUGGAAGCAUCCCUUUGUAUACAAAUGGUUGGAUGUUGUAUUUUAUUGCUAGGUAUGGAAAAAUAUUUGACUUGUAUUGUACAGUACUCCAAAUUAUUUAUAAAACAAGUAGACAUCCCAGUUUUAUUCCU
Nelumbo nucifera (sacred lotus) is the source of this 2862-nucleotide messenger RNA. RefSeq lists its product as uncharacterized. The record is from RefSeq and is a predicted model, not a curated record. Lineage: Eukaryota; Viridiplantae; Streptophyta; Magnoliopsida; Proteales; Nelumbonaceae. Gene Ontology annotation, biological process: positive regulation of growth.